GGAUUCCUUGCCCCAUGUCCUCACAUGUGGAUCCGCCAUUUUAGAUGCCCUGAAGCCUGGAUCAAACUAAAUGGAGUUUAAUGAAGCGAUUUGUGGCGAUAUUUGCAUUCGUUGCAAAUCAAAAUUUUCCUAAAAUUCGUAACGAAUUUGGAUUCAUCAGAUUCGAUUCGCUCAUCCCUAUUUAUCAUGUCUGUUUUAUCAAUGUGUAUUUAAUUAAUUUAUAAUCUCAUUAGCCCUGCAUGGCUUUAACUACUCUGCUCUUUGUAUCACUUAUUGCUUGCAAAUGGCUGGGUGAGCCAGCUGAAAUGUCUCCUGCAUAUUUGUUAAUAAAGACUGGAAUUUUCACCAUUUGGGAGUGCUGCUCUCCUUUGCAAGCUAUGUGAAUUUUGAGCUUGACUACCUAGAAGCUUAUACAGAUUGCACCCCGACACUUUGAAUUUUGCACAAGAAAAUGUUCGCAAUUAGGAAUGAUCGCACUUGGAUUGAAAAAUUUGCCGAUGAGAUAGAAGAAUCUGAAGUUCCUGAUACAUGGAGUUUAAAUGUGGAUACAAACCUUCAGAAAAACACCAAUGCUAAAUACUUUUCACAGAACACUUUUGGCAGCUUUCAAUGCUUUUAUUGUAAACGCAAAUGGAACUCUUCUAAAGUAUUCAUACUGUUCCGGAUGGUUCUAAACAAAUACCAGAAAUAUGGUAUUGUAACAAUGAGGAUCUUCAAACAAGGAUGUCAGUCAUGUGGCAGUAACACAAUGCAAGAGCCUAUAAUAUCAUAUGAAAACGGAAAAAGAGUCAUCAGCAAUGUAGUCAGUCAUAUCCAGAAGGUGUUUUAUGGCAAGAGAAAUGUGAAUGAUGACUAUCCACCUAACAGUUAUGGCAAGCAGGAGGGCCCACAUGAUAAAGAGCACUGUGAGGCUUGCAAAUUCAAUCUGUGUGAUAGUCAGCAGACCACGUCCCCUCAAGAAACUGGCGUUAUUGUCGGUGGUGUGUUAUCUGCUCUGCUCGGUGUCGGCGCAUUAGCAUUAAUGUACCUAGCAAAAGAUUAACUCUUUGUAAAAACAUACUGAUAGGAUCGUUUGGAAUGUAGAUUGUGAGCCCUAUUAGGGAAAGAAAGCAAUGUAAAAUCUCUGUACAGCCCUGUGGAAUAUGUUGCUGAUAUAUAAAUAAAGAAAUUGUACUUCA
Messenger RNA from Hyla sarda, 1178 nucleotides. RefSeq names its product receptor-transporting protein 4-like. The coding region runs from base 452 to 1042 and encodes 196 amino acids. Gene Ontology annotation, biological process: protein targeting to membrane; protein insertion into membrane; detection of chemical stimulus involved in sensory perception of bitter taste. The record is from RefSeq and is a predicted model, not a curated record. Gene Ontology annotation, molecular function: olfactory receptor binding. NCBI's taxonomy places the organism in Eukaryota, Metazoa, Chordata, Amphibia, Anura, Hylidae. The transcript is spliced from 3 exons.